Mus pahari (shrew mouse) is the source of this 1592-nucleotide messenger RNA. RefSeq names its product calcium release activated channel regulator 2B (gene Cracr2b). The transcript is spliced from 10 exons. Bases 211 to 1389 code for a protein of 392 amino acids. Lineage: Eukaryota; Metazoa; Chordata; Mammalia; Rodentia; Muridae. The record is from RefSeq and is a predicted model, not a curated record. Gene Ontology annotation, molecular function: calcium ion binding.
UGGUGGGAGUGAGGGACACAACUUUGCUGCCCCCUGUGGCUCUCCGGGGAGAGCUAGCCACUCUGGGUCGGGUCACCAGGACACGAGAGGCGGGACAAAACUACAGCAGCGCUCUGGUGGAGGAUCCACCCGGACGUGCUAUCCCGGGGUCUCCGGGCCUGUAAGGCCACAAGAUCGCUCUGGCACCUCCGAGAGCCAAGGCUCGCUCCUAUGGCCAGCCCUGGGCUGCCUGGAGCUGGGGAGGGCCAGGAGGAAGAGGAGACAGCGGGCGUCUCAGCAAGGCAUGGAACAGAGGUGCUGCAGCAGGCCCAGGAGCUCUUCCUACUAUGUGACAAGGAUGCCAAGGGCUUCAUCACUCGUCAGGAUCUGCAGGAUCUGCAGAGUGAUCUUCCCCUUACACCUGAACAGCUGGAGGCUGUGUUUGAAAGUCUGGACCAGGCCCACACUGGCUUCAUCACAGCUCGGGAGUUCUGUCUAGGCCUGGGGAAGUUUGUGGGGGUGGAGUCGGCCCCAGGUGGGUCCCCCUUGAGGACUUCUGAGGAAACCUUUGAGUCGGGCACAGGGGGCUCUCUGGAGGAGGAGGAAGAUGUUGAGACAUUCUACACUUCCUUGGAGAAGCUAGGAGUGGCCCGGGUCCUGGGCGAGCAAUGGGCUGUGAGGACACUCUGGGUCGGGCUGCAGCGCGAGCGACCUGAGCUGUUGGGCUCUCUAGAGGAAGUUCUGAUGCGCGCAUCGGCCUGCCUGGAGGCAGCGGCCCGGGAGCGCGAAGGUCUUGAGCAAGCGCUGCGACGGCGGGAGAGUGAACACGAGAGGGAGGUGCGCGGACUGUAUGAAGAGCUGGAACAGCAGCUCCGGGAGCAGCGACACCGCAGGCAGAGCCAGAACCUACCCCGGGAGGAACAGAGGGGCCACCUGGAGCUGGAGCUGCAGAUCCGCGAGCAGGAGUUGGAGCGCGCAGGCCUUAGGCAGCGGGAGCUGGAACAUCAGCUGCAGGCCCGGGCUGCAGAACAGCUAGAGGCACAGGCCCAACACAUCCAGCUGCAGAGGGCCUACGAGGUCAUAAGGACACAGCUGGACCAGGCGCAAGAGCAGCUCAGCCGACUGGAGGGCGAAGCACAGGGUCGUCAGGAGCAAACCCAAAGAGAUGUGUUUGCUGUCUCCAGGAACAUGCAGAAAGAGAAACGCAGCCUCCUAAGGCAGCUGGAGCUGCUGAGGGAGCUAAAUCUGAGGCUUCGAGAUGAGAGAGAUGCCUGUGAGACCAAGCUGCUGGGCAGUAGCCACAGGAAGGCUCUAGCCAUUGCCCACAAGCCCGGACCCAUCUACUGCUGCUGCUGCGGCUGGGCUAGGCCCCCCAGACGAGGCUCUGGCCAUCUUCCUAGUGCCCGAUGACCAGCCCCAAGUGACUCACUUCCUUAUCCAGAGGACUGCUCCUAGGAGGGACUGGUCCUGGUGGCGGUUGCUUGCUAAGUGUGUGGCUCUAUCCAGAAGGCAUCCCGUGCCUGAAGGAACUAACCCGAGAGUGGUCAAGGUCUUCAGUCUGUAUCCUGUCUUCCUUAAUCUUUGUCUAAAGGACCAAUAAAGGCCAUUGUAUA